AAACUUCGCAUUUUAUCGUGAAGAAUGGCAAGUGUAUGGCUGGAAGCCCAUGGCAAGGCUGUGGUCGUCAAGGGUGACACUAUGCAAAUCAAGGACUUCCUGAAGUUGAAAGGUGGCAAAUGGAACAGCAACCUCAAGUCUUGGAUCUUUCCUGGCUCAAAGAAGGCUGCACUUUUGCAAGACCUGCAGAACUGUGGUACAGUCAAGAAGGUCGAAGACAAGACUGGUUCAACAACCAAUGGUAACACAGGACCGACUGCAGCCACCAAAAACUCCGCUGCUCCUCAGGCACCAAAGAAGAGGGCAGCUGCAGAAGGGGAGUCCGAGGUCAUCCAGUUAGAUGAUAACGUUCGGGUUGAAGCCAAUGCCUAUCAGGGCAAGAUUGGUGUUGACAUUCGUCGAUUCUGGACAGAGAAGGCAUCUGGAGAACUACGCCCUGGGAAGGGCCUGCGGAUGUCCCAGUCUGAGUGGGAAGCCAUUUGUGCGGGCAAGGAGCGCAUUGACGAAAUGCUGAAGGAGGGCGAAGAGAAUUCCUGGUUUGCUGAAGGGGACGUGACGGUCAGCAUUACUGGGGGAAGUGUAGAUCUUCGACGCUUUUACACAGACAAGAGCGAUGGAGAGAAGAAGCCAGGCAAGCAGGGGAUCCGCCUUUCAGCGAUACUGUGGGGCGUGCUCAAGGCAGAAAUGGCAAACAUUACAAAGAUGUUAGGCCAAGUCAGCACAGAAGGAAACGUGACGAAGAAGCCGAAGCAGAACAAGAACGCUUCCACGAGGGAUGAAGCUUCUCCCGUUGAAAGACCAGAGCACGCGAAGUGGAAAGAAGAGCUCACAAUGAUUUUGCAAGGCCGCGACUUGCAAAAUGUCAGCUUGCGAAAAGUCCGUGAAGAAUUGGAGGCCGCUCUUGAAAUGCCAAAAGAUGGGUUGCUGCAGCGAAAGGAGGAGGUCAAGAAUAUUGUGACGGAGAUCGUGCAGAGCCUUGAAAGGCAAGGAGAGUGAGCUUUUUAGCAAACUCUCCGGGUUUCCUGCUGCUACAGUUUGGGUUCUGGGGUUUUGCUCUCGCAAUUCUUCGCCACUUUGUUUUGGCUGUGGGCAAGCCAUUCGCCAAAGUGUGGAUUGCUACGCGCGAGUGCCAAAAGUGCGGUCAACUUGGAAUGGCUUUGGUGGGGCUCUCAAAUCGAAC
Messenger RNA from Durusdinium trenchii, 1180 nucleotides. The record is from the annotation of a GenBank genome assembly. NCBI's taxonomy places the organism in Eukaryota, Dinophyceae, Suessiales, Symbiodiniaceae.